This is a messenger RNA of Centrocercus urophasianus (Greater sage-grouse), 2255 nucleotides long. RefSeq names its product heterogeneous nuclear ribonucleoprotein A/B (gene HNRNPAB). Gene Ontology annotation, biological process: regulation of gene expression. Gene Ontology annotation, cellular component: nucleoplasm. The coding region runs from base 131 to 1192 and encodes 353 amino acids. The record is from RefSeq and is a predicted model, not a curated record. Gene Ontology annotation, molecular function: RNA binding. The transcript is spliced from 9 exons. Lineage: Eukaryota; Metazoa; Chordata; Aves; Galliformes; Phasianidae.
UGGCGGCGGGGCCGGUGCGGAGCAGCCGAGCACCGUGGGGGAUUUUAAUCCGAUUCCGGCCGGCCCGGAUUUUAUCGCGAGCGGCUUUUAAAGCGCCUCACGUCCCUCUCGCCUCUGCGGACGGGGCAGCAUGUCCGAAGCGGAGCAGCAGUUGGCGGCCGCCGCCGGCGCCACCCAGAACGGACACGAAGCGGCUGAGAGCUCCGGGGAGCAGCAGCAGGCCGACACCGGCGGGGCCUCGGCGGCUUCGGCGGGCGCGGCGACGGCGGCGGCGGCGGGAACGGCGGGAACGGCGGCGGCGGGAGCCGGUCCUGCGGCGGGGACGGCGGGGGUGGCCGCCAGCCAGAACGGGGCCGAAGGCGACCAGAUCAACGCCAGCAAGAACGAGGAGGACGCGGGGAAAAUGUUUGUUGGUGGCCUCAGUUGGGAUACAAGCAAAAAAGACUUGAAAGACUACUUCACCAAGUUCGGUGAGGUAACUGACUGUACGAUAAAGAUGGACCCCAACACAGGGAGAUCCAGAGGCUUUGGAUUUAUACUCUUCAAAGAACCUGGGAGUGUUGAAAAGGUUCUGGAACAGAAAGAACACAGGCUAGAUGGACGACUAAUUGACCCCAAGAAGGCCAUGGCAAUGAAAAAGGAUCCAGUGAAGAAAAUAUUUGUUGGUGGACUUAACCCCGAAGCCACAGAAGAGAAAAUCAGGGAAUACUUUGGCGAGUUUGGAGAGAUUGAAGCAAUUGAACUUCCAAUGGAUCCAAAGACCAACAAAAGGAGGGGGUUUGUGUUCAUCACUUUCAAGGAAGAAGAUCCAGUGAAGAAAGUUUUGGAGAAGAAAUUCCAUAACGUCAGUGGAAGCAAGUGCGAGAUAAAGGUAGCACAGCCAAAAGAAGUAUACCAGCAGCAACAGUUCAGUAGUGGUGGAGGAAGAGGUAGCUAUGGAGGAAGAGGCAGAGGUGGAAGAGGUGGUGCUCAAAGUCAAAAUUGGAAUCAAGGUUAUGGCAAUUACUGGAACCAGGGUUAUGGGAAUCAAGGAUACGGCUAUCAGCAAGGUUAUGGUGGCUAUGGAGGCUAUGAUUAUUCAGGAUAUGGGUAUUAUGGAUAUGGACCAGGCUAUGAUUACAGUCAAGGCAGUGCAAAUUACGGGAAGACACCAAGGCGUGGUGGCCAUCAGAAUAACUACAAGCCAUAUUGAUCAAACUUAUUCAGGUGGUGUGGCCUCAGGCAGAAAUGGGUUACUAGCACUUAUAUGAAGAGCUUGCUUUCCCUUUCUUGCAUGAAAGGUGUGUGAUGCAAAGAAAAUCUUACUGUCAGGUGAAAGCAAGGGCUUGUACACAGAGUUGUUUCUGAAAUGGCUGUGACAUACUGUUCAUUUACUAACUGUACUCGGAUAUUUCCUGAGGACACUAUUUCCUAACAACAGCUGUGGGAGCUGUGACUUUGAGCUGUCUGUUCCUCAUGAGAUGAAGCUCUUUACUUCAUCUGCUCAUUGGGAGCUUGUUGAUUAAAGUGCUAACUAGGAACUCGUCAGCUUGAAACUGCUUCCUGAAACUGAUCAGAGGAGCCUGAGAAAAGCAUUUCCAGGAAUGGAGUUACCACUGGUAGCAGCAGAUAACAAAAAAAAAAAAAAAAGCCAGUUGGCUCCUCUUAAUCUUAAUUUUUAAACAGGCAUGACCUGAAAGAGCAGGAGUUUGGAAAACAUAGUCUAUAGUAGCUACUAGAAAGAUGUUGCUUUAAAACCAGUUUUAGAUACUCUGUUAAAUAAAAGCCAAUCCCACAUCUGCCACAGUUGAAUAUUUAUUUCUCCUAAAGCUUUCACUUAAUAAUAAGAUAACUGAAAAUAACAAAAUCAAAGGUCUUAUCUGGUCUAAGACAUACUAACAUGAGGAUUAAAUGUACAUUAUCACAGUAGAGUAAUUUUUCUUAGUUGGUCUUGAAACAUGUUUGAAACCUAUGGAAAGAAAAUAAUGUUAUGUUUUUCUUACAAAGUAUCAUAAAGCAAAAUCUAUUUCAUGGCCUCGUUUUCACUUACAUGCAAUGUAAGUGUUGUACUGUACUUAGUGAGAGGCUUUUUUGCAUUCUUGCUUUUCUGUAGAGGAGCAUUUUUUUGCUUAUUUUAGAUUUGCAGAUAAGCAUAUUAAGUUAUUAGGUGUCUGAGUUAAACUGAUUCUGUGAGUCAUCCCUCUGUUCUCAAGAAUCCAUAGUACUAACAGUUGUAUGUCUUUUUUAUUAACUUGCUAAAUAAAAUAUUAACACAC